Molecule: messenger RNA, 1263 nt
Organism: Phasianus colchicus (ring-necked pheasant)
Lineage: Eukaryota; Metazoa; Chordata; Aves; Galliformes; Phasianidae
Source: RefSeq, a predicted model, not a curated record
AUGUGGGAAUGUGGGGACAUGGAGAUAUGGGGAUAUGGAGAUGUGGGAAUGUUGUGAUGUGGCGACAUGGGGAUGCGUCCCCUCUGGCCACUCACCCAUAGGUUUCUGUCCAAAGCAGCACAGUGUGGACCUGGCAGUGCGAGGGCAGCGCAGCAGACCCACAUCUGCAGCGCCCAGCGGCAGCCCUGCGUCCCUGCAUGGAGCAGCAGCUGCAGUUCCCCAGGGCCGGCAGCAGGACGAGGGCAGCCCGCAGCUCCACACCAGGGAUUUCUUCCACUCCCAGCGCACCCUGACGCUUCCCCAGAGGAAAGGAACUCGGGACAGCUUGGAUCUCCUCACCGGUAAGACCCAACGGGCCUGGCUAUGGGGUGGGGGUUCCUGUGCCCUACAGCACAGCCCCGCUGCCCCCAUAGGGAAGAGAGCCGCCUCCAGGCUGGAGAAAAGCAGGCUGAAGGCCGGCUCCGAGCUGACCCUGCUGCCCCACGGCAAGUCACCCACGGCCAGCUGCGAGGUGUGGGACUGCAGCCACCACCAGGGCUCUUUCCUUUCGCCCCUCCUGAAGCGCGCUGCGUCCGCCAGGAGCGCCUGGAAGCGUCCCGCAUCCAUGGGCAGCACGGAGAGAGGGAAGGUGCUGCAGAAGAGAAAGGAGUGGGAGAUGAAGGCAGCGAUGUGAGCGGAGUGAUGCUGCGCCGCGCGGGGACCGAGCCGGGCUGCGGUGCUGGAGAGCUGCUAUGGGGCCGUGCUGGGGGGGCACACCGGCACCCCAAACCUUCUGUGGGGUCACAUCGGCACCCCAAACCUUCUGUGGGGUCACACCGGCACCCCAAACCUUCUGUGGGGUCACUGCUUCUCUGUGUUUUCGGUGUGGGUUUCCCAGUGGGGCGGAGAUGGUGGAAAUGGUCCCAAUGGUGCCCAGCUGUGCCCAACGGACCCCAAUAGAACCCAAUGGACCCCAGUGGUGCCCAGUAGAACCCAGUGGUGCCCAACAGACCCCCAAUGGUGCCCAACAGACCCCCAAUGGUGCCCAACAGAACCCAAUGGUGCCCAGCGGAUCCCAGUGGUGCCCAACGGACCCCAGUAGAACCCAAUGGACCCCAAUCGUGCCCAAUAGACUCCAGUGGUGCCCAAUGGAUCCCAAUGGUGCCCAACGGACCCCAAUGGUGCCCAGUAGAACCCAAUGGUGCCCAACGGACCCCAAUAGAACCCAACGGACCCCAGUGGUGCCCAAUAGAACCCAGUGGUGCCCAAUAGAACCCAAUGGUG